Molecule: messenger RNA, 1335 nt
Organism: Fukomys damarensis (Damara mole-rat)
Lineage: Eukaryota; Metazoa; Chordata; Mammalia; Rodentia; Bathyergidae
Exons: 4
Coding region: 183-830 (215 amino acids)
Source: RefSeq, a predicted model, not a curated record
GUCGGGGGCUCUGGCUGCCCUCUCGGGAGGUGCUGGGCGGGGACUUUGACUCCAUCCUCACUUUGGUGCUGGUCCUGAUGUCCAGUGGCUGGGCCGCUGGACACUGGCCGCUUCCAAGUUUGACCUGAUGGCCUGGAGUCCUUGUGCAGGUCUCACCACAGGCCACGCCCCUCGGAGACCCCAUGGCACCGAGUCCCCUGCUGUCCCAGAACUCUGGCUCCCAGGUCCUCCUUGGAGCUUCAAGGCUGUGGUACCUCUGCUCGAUGCCCACAGCCUGGUGUGGCCCUGCUAGGCCUCUGCCAUCUCCACGGGGGCGGCAGAGUCUGGCACAGUGCUCGGGGCCUCCACGUCCAGUCUGGGCAGGCUGUGCCAAGAUGCUCGUCCCUGACCCUGGCCUCCUGGAUGCCACCCCUGCUCCGCUCCUCAGCACCGUCCGCUCGGGGUUCUAUCCCUGGCGCCUGCCUGUGAGCUCCAAAGGGGAGGACACCUGCCUGGCUCAGCUCGGAGCAGGUACCGGCGCACACCGCACCCUCCUGGCAGCAGGAAGCUCUGUGUCCCUGAAUACCCGGUGCUACCUGUACCCGACCUGUGUGCCCACGUGGCUGUGCUUACCUUGCUGUCAGAUAUUUUCUUUGCCUCCUUCCCGAGUCCUCGCUGGUGUUCCGAUCUGGCUUGGACGCCCCGGAGGCGCUCCCGGCGAUGCACUUCGGUCCUCCUUCUCCUGCUGUAACGCCGGCACACCGGUGAAUUACAAACUGCAGGAGCUCAUCUGGCCUGCAGAUCUGAGGACCGCCAAGUCCAGGAGCAUCAGGUCCACGGAACAGUGGUGAAACACUGGGCACCUCGGCCAUCGUCGCUGGCGGAAAGGUGUCUGCGGGCCAAGGGACCCUUGCCUGGCCCAGCAAAAGACAUUCCAAAUGCAGAGUCUGUCUCCCGGAGCCAACGGGCCGGGCCCCCACCUGGAUCUGUUUGUACACGUGCUGAAGAGAGCAGCGCUAAGCACGGUGAUUACAGGCAGCUGAUCAAUUAGCCCGUGCUCAGGAACCUGAUCGCAGCAGUCAAUCGGUGAUUGCCAAUCUGCAUAUUUAUCCAGCAGCAUUAAUUAUGCAUCCCGCGGCAUCAGUCCCCAUGACACGCACGGUGCUUGCUGUGGAUCGGGCCGCCUGCCGGGCCUGUCAGGGUCGGGGGCGAGUGCGGGGGACCCACACGGCGGCAGCCAAUGGGCGUGGAGCUGAGCUGAGCUCGACCUCUGCAAUGACCGAGGGACCUGGGCCUGGGUUGGGGUCUUUCUUUAAAUCCCGGUCGCGAAGAGGUGGAUGGCAGACUUUAUCCAAC